Messenger RNA from Hyaena hyaena (striped hyena), 375 nucleotides. It is a transcript of the gene PSCA, whose product is annotated as prostate stem cell antigen. Bases 1 to 375 code for a protein of 124 amino acids. NCBI's taxonomy places the organism in Eukaryota, Metazoa, Chordata, Mammalia, Carnivora, Hyaenidae. The transcript is spliced from 3 exons. The record is from RefSeq and is a predicted model, not a curated record.
AUGAAGGCCGUCGUCCUCACCCUGCUGGCCAUCAGCUUGGCUCUGCAGCCAAGCAGCGCGCUGCAGUGCUACUCCUGCCAUGCACAGGUGAGCAACGAGGACUGCCUGAACGUGACGAAAUGCGCCCGCUCCGACACCUACUGCUGGACCGAGCGCAUCCGUGCUGUUGGCUUCCUGACCAUCCUUAGCAAGGGCUGCAGCAAGAAGUGCAUGGAGGACUCAGAGAACUACUUCUUGGCCAAGAAGAACAUCACAUGUUGCUCCACUGACCUGUGCAAUUUCAGUGGGGCCCAUGCCCUGCAGCCAGCUCUUGUCACCGUGGUGCUGCUCCCUGCUCUCGGGGGCCUGCUGCUCUGGGGUCUGAGCCAGGUGUAG